UUACUUCCAGCGCCGCUUUUAUGGGAAAGUUUAUGGAAGCGAACAAGCGGAGGCAACCCUGAUUAGCGAUAUUUUGCGAGGUCCCUGGAAUUUCUAAUCAGGCCUACACUCACCGCCGGUGUCGUUAUGUCGCUUGUGUGCGUGCCCAGCAAAGGAAUAACGGCCGCCUAGAACAACAGAGCAACCGCCAGAUUCCAAAGCAGAUCCUGGAUGCGGUGUGCGAGCAGGAGCGGGAGCAGGCAGAACCAGUGGGCCCCCCUUGCGGCGGGGAAGGAGGCCCUAUGACCCUGGUGACACGCGCCAACCCCCUGGGAGGGGGGGACCCGCCCCCGGAACAGCCCCCUCCCAGCCCCCAUGCCCCGGCGCCAUCCGAAGAGGCUCCCUCAGAGGAGCCCGAGUUCCCCUUGGCGGAGCUGGCCCGUCUGGACGAGAUGAUCAACCGGCCACGCUGGGUAGUCCCCGUACUGGCCAAGGGGGAGCUGGAGGUCCUCCUUGAAGCAGCCAUCACCCUCUGCAAGGAGGGCCGGGACGUAGCCAGCGAGCCGUGCCAGCGUUUUUUUCGGGAGGGCCUCACCAUCUCCUUCACAAAGAUUCUCACGGAUGAGGCGGUCAGCGGAUGGAAGUUCGAGAUACAUCGCUGCAUCAUGAGGAACUGCGAGCGUCUGGUGGAGUUGUGCGUGACCAAGCUGCAACAGGAUUGGUUCCCCCUGCUAGACCUGUUGGCGAUGGUGCUCAACCCACACAACAAGUUCCACUCGUACAACGGCAGUCGUCCCUCGGACUCUGUGCCCCCUGGUUCCCAGAUCCCGGACGAAGAGGUGUUUGCACGCCCCACAGACACCAGGACGCCCAAGGGCUGGCUAGUGGACCUGAUCAACCGCUUCGGCUCUCUGGGCGGCUUCUCGCUGCUGCUGGAGCGGUUCCGGAGCGGCCGGGCCCUCUCGGUUCCCCUGAUGGCGGCCCUGAUCCGACCCCUGGGCCUCUGCCACAGCCUGCUCACGGUGAGCACGGUGGAGCGCUUCCUCCUCCCGCUGGUGUCCCUGGUGCCCUCGCUGCUGGAGCGCCUGACGGACGACGAGCUCAAGCGGGAGGCCAAGAACGAGACCAAGAACGACGCCCUGUCCGCCAUUGUGAAGGCCCUGCGCUGCCUGGCCGCACGCGUGCCCCACCAGGAGGACACCGUCAAGGCCCUCGAGAUGUUCCGCCUGCGCAUGAUACUCAGGUUGCUUCAGAUCUCGUCGUUCAACGGCAAGAUGAAUGCGCUGAACGAAGUGAACAAGGUGAUCGCCAAUGUUUCCUACUACGCCCACAGGCACGCGGGCAUCGAGGAAGAGGAGUGGCUCACUGCAGAACGCAUGGCCGAGUGGAUCAAGGAGAAUCGAGUGUUGCAGAUUGUGCUGCGGGACAGCUUACACCAGCCGCAGUACGUGGAGAAGCUGGAGAAGAUGGUGCGCUUCGUGAUCAAGGAGAAAGCGCUGACUCUGGAAGACUUGGACGACCUGUGGGCCGCCCAGAGCGGAAAACACGAGGCCAUCGUGAAGAAUGUCCACGACCUGCUGGCCAAGCUCGCCUGGGACUUUGCACCCGAGCAGUUGGACCACCUCUUCGACUGCUUCCAGUCGAGCUGGGCCUCCGCCACCAAGAAGCAGCGUGAGAAGCUGCUAGAACUCAUCCGGCGACUCGCAGAGGACGACAAGGACGGCGUGAUGGCGCACAAGGUGCUCCAGCUGUUGUGGAGCCUGGCCCACAGCCGGGAGGUCCCGACAGACAUGAUGGAGCUCGCGCUGAGCUUCCACGUGAAGAUCCUGGACUACAGCUGCUCGCAGGAGCGGGACGCCCAGAAGUCGCACUGGCUGGACCGCUGCGUACAGGAGCUCCGGGAGGGCCCCGAGUGGGCCCUGCCGGCCCUGCGCCACAUCCAGGAGGUGGCGGGCCUCUACUCGGAGGCCCCCUUGGGGCCGGCCCCUGCGGGGGGUCCCCACCGGGCCGCUCCCGCCCCCGUCGGGCAGGCCCUGUACCGGCACGAGGUCAUCAACCGCCUGCAGCAGCAGCACUCCUUGGUGGUGCUCGUGGCGGAUGGGCUGUCGGCGUACAUGGCCAGGGCCAAGAGGCUCGCAGCGGAGCAUCCUGACCUGGAUCCCAACACGGUGUAUGCAGACAGCCGAUACAGUCACGUCCAGCAAGUUCAAGAGAGGCUAAAAUUUUUGAGGUUUCUUUUAAAAGAUGGACAGCUUUGGCUGUGCGCUGCCCAAGCAAAGCAGAUCUGGAACUGCCUGGCCGAGAAUGCCGUCUACAGCACGGAUCGGGAAGCCUGCUUCAAGUGGUUCUCAAAGUUGAUGGGUGAAGAGCCUGAUCUGGAUCCUGAGAUCAACCAGGACUUCUUCGAGAACAAUGUGCUUCAGCUGGAGCCCAGCGUCUUGACCGAGAACGGCAUCAAGUGCUUUGAGCGCUUCUUCAAGGCGGUCAACUCAAAGGAGGGCAAGCUGGUGGUGAAGCGGCGGGUGUACCAGCUGGAGGAUGUGGAGCUGGUCGGGGCCGACUACCUCUGGAAGGUGGUGCUGCACGGGGCGUCUCCCGUGGCUGACCGGGCCAUCGAGCUCCUCCGGGAGGUCUACACCAGUCUGGGACCCCGGCUGCAAGGGUCCCAGGUGGAGAUGCACGAAGACUUUAUUCAGUCGUGCCUGGACCGUCUGAAGGCGGCGUACGACACGCUGUGCGUGCUGGAGCAAGAGCAGGGUCCCCGAGAGGCGCUACAGGAGAGCGCCACCCGCAUGGUGCGCGUGCUCCGCGUGCUGUCCGAGUAUGUGGCGCAGUGCGACGGUGACUAUGCCGGGGACCGCACGCUUCUUCCCAUGGCAAGGGCUCAUCGGGGCAAGCACUUGGGUCUGACGGUUCGUUUUCCGAGCCAAGGUCGACAGCUGGAGGACUUGGAGCUCUGGGUUCACACAAACGACACCCUAGGCUCGAUACGCCGACAGAUUCUGUCCAAGGUGAAAGUGAACAACAUCAACAUGAAGAUUGACCUUUUCAUCAAUGCGGAACUGCUUGACCCGGCAGACGACAAGAAACUGGUGUCCCAACUCCCCAUCAAGGACAGAAUGGUUCUGUCUGCAAAACUGUGCCAGCUGGGUUCCCAGGUACCCUCGUCACCAGAGUCCAGCUCCGACAGCUCCGUGGGAUCCCCUCAGCACCAGUACGAGGGACCGCGGUCGGACGCAGAGGCCUGCCUACCUGGCGUGCUGAUGUCCAGGCAGCCCCGGUACACCCAAUUCCUGUUCAAGCUGGCUGACCUGGGCAGCUCUCUUCAGGUGCCUCAGCUCAGGGAAGGGGCCAUGGCGCUGCUCAAGAUCCUGCCUGCGGAUGUGCAGACAAUGGAGAAAUUGCGCCAGCAUUGCAGCCACCAGCCAGGCACCACAACCCCUUCUCUGGAUUCCCUGCUGCGAUCGCUGUCACCCACCGAGCUGCUGUAUCACCUCGAGGUGGUGUAUGCCCUGCUGCUACCCGCCCAGAACCCGUGCUCGGAAGAGGCCCAGCAAUUCCAGUGCGGCUUUGUGCAGAGCGGGGGUGUGCCCCUGGUGCUGGGCAUGCUCACCCAGGAGCGCUUCCUCUCGGGACUGGACCCCUCCAGCCGAAGGAGCGGUCAGCUGCUGCUGCUGAAGCUGAGCAAGCUGCUGCUGACCACGGUGGGCCAGUGCCUGUCCCUGGGGGCCCCCGAUGCGGCCUCCGCGGGGGGCUGGGCGGAGGAGAGUCCCCAGGGGAGGGGCGCCCUGCUGCAGCAGGCGCUGACCCACAUCCCCAACCCAGGGCCCGAGUGCAUGCUGCGUAGUGUGGCACAGCGGCUGGCGCAGCUGCUGAGACACGGGGGUGCGACCUACCUGCCCGAGCUGAGCACGGUGCGGGCACUGAUCCAGCUGGCCUGGGCAGCGUCGGGCAAGGCCCCCGGGUCGCAGGUGGUGCCGCCCAAGGAGGAGCAGCUGGAGCUGUGCCAGGAGGCCUUGGAGGUUUUGACCCUGGCCCUGGCCCUGCAGCCAGAGGCCCUGGACACCCUCAUGCUGGAGACGCAGCCGUGGGCCCAGUUUGUGCUCGACAUGCUGCUCAUGUGCCCCAACAGGUCCAUUCGGCAGUGUGCAGCGGAUCAGCUGUGCCUCGUGGCAACCCAGUGCUACCCUGGGCACGGCUGCCUGGUCUUCAUGGUGGAGCUGCUCUUUGCCCAGCUGCCUGAGCUCGAGCAUCACGCGUCCCAGUGUCAGGAGCUCUUCGGGCUGCUGUGUGCCCUGCUCAGCUGUGCAUGCUCCAGCAGGUGUACCCUGGCGGCUGCUGAGCAGCUCCUCAACGACGAGGUGCUCUGGCUGAAGAAAGUCCGGGAGCAAGUGCAGGAGGCAGGUGCCCUGCUGGUACCAGAGCCCCUACUUGAGGGACACCUGGGGGUGGCCAGGGAAUUGGUGUCCCUACUGGGGCCACAGGCAAAGCAGCAUGUGGGGCUGGACACCACCAGGGGGUUGGUACAGGAGCUGCUUGAGGACUUUGCCUUCCCGUCGUCCCGAGUGGAGGCCCAGCUCCGGCGGAGGCGGUGCUCGGGCGGGGCGGGGGACGUCUGUGGGCGCCCCGCGGCCGUGGCAGUGUGUGGCGGUCCCCGGGCAUUGGCGGCGGCCCUGGACCUGGUGGUGGCCCUGUGCACCCAGAGCCUAGCCAACCUUGCCACGGCCGUGCGCCUGCUCAAGGACAUGUUCUACGCUGAGGGGCAGGGACCCCUCCACGACUGGGACUACCUGCCCCCCGUGGGGCCCAGGCCACAGGGGGGCUUCGUGGGGCUCAAGAAUGCCGGGGCCACCUGCUACAUGAACUCCGUGCUGCAGCAGCUGUACAUGAUAGAGAGCAUCCGGGAGGGCCUGCUGGCAGUGGAGGGGGCGGCCCUGGACCCCAACGAGGACUUCUCCGGCGACCCCGAAGGGGGUGCCCCCGAAGCGGAGCUCUGCGUGGGUCCCCAGGAAGAAGGGGGCCGGGAGGAACAGCGCCGGGACUACAACCUCGGGGUCCUGAAGCAGGUGCAGGCCGUCUUCGGACACCUGGCCUGCAGCCAGCUGCAGUACUACGUGCCCAGGGGGUUCUGGAAGCACUUCAAGUUGUGGGGCGAACCCGUGAACCUGCGGGAGCAGCACGACGCCCUGGAGUUCUUCAACAGCCUGGUGGACAGCCUGGACGAGGCACUCAAGACGCUCGGCCAGCCGUGCAUCCUGGCCAAGGUGCUCGGAGGAACCUUUGCCGACCAGAAGAUCUGCAAGGGAUGCCCCCACAGGUACUCGAGGGAGGAGUCGUUCACGACGCUCAACAUUGACAUCCGGAACCACAGCAACCUGUCGGACUCCCUGGAGCAGUACGUGAAGGGGGACCUGUUAGAAGGCGCCAAUGCCUACCACUGCGACAAGUGCAACAAGAAGGUGGACACGGUGAAGCGUCUGUGCAUCAAGAAGCUGCCCCCGAUCUUGGCGAUCCAGUUGAAACGCUUCGACUACGACUGGGAGCGGGAGUGUGCCAUCAAGUUCAACGACUACUUUGAGUUUCCCCGUGAGCUCGACAUGGAACCUUACACCGUGCAAGGGCUGGCCAAGAUGGAAGGGGAGGUGAUUGAGGAGGAACCUCUGGCCGAAGACCUGGGGUCAACUCGCUACCAGCUGACGGGCAUUGUGGUGCACAGCGGCCAGGCCAGCGGAGGACACUAUUACUCAUACAUACUCUACCGGCACGGGGAGAGCCCCCAGUGGUACAAAUUUGACGACGGGGAGGUGUCCGAGUGCCGCAUGGAGGAGGAGGAAGAGAUGAAGAACCAGUGCUUCGGGGGAGAGUACAUGGGGGAAGUGUUCGACCACAUGCUCAAGCGCAUGUCGUACCGGCGCCAGAAGCGCUGGUGGAACGCCUACAUCCUCUUCUACCAGCGAGCCCAGGAGACACCCAGCCUCCAGCAGGGCCUGCAAGACCUCUCCCUAGAGCCGCGUCCACCGGACUGCCUGCGCAUGCCACUGGCUAUUGAGCGCAGCGUGUGGCGCCAGAACAUCAAGUUCAUGCACAACCGGAACCAGUUCAGCAUUGAGUACUUCCAGUUCAUGAAGAAGCUCAUCAGCUGCAACGCCCCCUACGUCAACCCGCCCACUGGUCAUGACAAACUGCUGCCCGAGGCUGAAGAGUUGGCCAUGCUGAGCACUCAGCUGGCGGCCAGGUUCCUCUUCCUCACUGCCCUGCACACCAAGAAGACGCUCAGGGGCCCAGCGGCAGACUGGUGUGAAGUGGUGUGCGUCCACCUGCGGCAUUCUCGAGCAGUGCGCCUCUGGUUUGCCACCGAGGUGCUCUUCGGACACUCGCACCGCUUGGCCGAGUAUCUGCUCGAGUGCCCCAAUGCCGAGGUGCGCAGUGCCUUUGCCAAGAUGGUUGUUUUCCUGGCCCACGCGUCCCUUCAAGACGGCCCCUACAGCCCCCCUGCACCGUUUGCCUCCAGCUGCAGCUUGCUCCUGGAGGGCAGCGGCACCCUGUCGGACCACCUGCUGCUGGCAGUGCUGUCUCUGGUCAACAAGGAGGUGUCGGAACAUGGCCGACACCUGGCACAGUACUUUGGCUUCUUCUACAUGUACGCCUGCUUCGGGGUGCCGGAGAGAUUACAACUGCUACGGCUGAACGUGCUAUCAACCCUGAUGCUGGUGGCAUUGGAUGAGGGCCCCGGUCCGCCCAUCAAGUACCAGUACGCCGAUCUAAGCAAGCUGUACCAGCUAGUGAGUCUGCUGGUACGCUGCUGCGACGUCUCCAGCAAGACACACUCCUGCCUUCCAAACAGCGCCCCCUUGCCCAACCCCCAUGCGGGAGAUCAGCUCUGCCCAGACUACCUCAUGGUGGUCCAACCACAAGUGGCUGCCUGUCUCUUCAACAAAACUAGCUACGUGAAGAAGGUGAUAGAGGACGCCAACGGGUCGGAGGACACGGCCAAGCUGCUGCGCUUCUGCUCGUGGGAGAACCCCCAGUUCUCGUCGACGGUGCUCAGCGAGCUCCUCUGGCAGAUCGCCUACACCUACACGUACGAGCUGCGCCCCUUCAUGGACCUCCUGCUGCACGUGCUGCUGCUCGAGGACUCCUGGCAGAACCACCGUAUUCACAACGCCCUCAAGGGGAUCCCGGACGACCGAGAGGGCCUGUUCGACACGAUCCAGCGCAGCAAGAACCACUACCAGAAACGUGCGUACCAGUGCAUCAAGUGCCUGGUGGCCCUGUUCGGGUCGUGCCCGGCAGCCGCACACAUGCUGCACACCAACGGCGAGCUCAAGCGCAAGUGGACCGCCUCUGUCGACUGGCUGCACGACGAGCUGGAGCGGCGGCCAUAUGCGGGCAGCAGCCAGUACGGCUACAACCAGUGGUCGCCACCGGCCCAGUCCAACGAGACAUCCAACGGCUAUUUCCUGGAGCGGUCGCACAGUGCCCGGCUCACCCUGUCCAGGGCCAUCCAGCUCUGUCCCGAGGAGGAGCCCGAAGAGCAAGAGGACGACGGGGAGAUUCCCCUGGGAGUCGCGCAGCAGGCACAGCAGUGCACCACCGCACAAUCCUCCUUUGCGCCCACGCAACAACAGCAGCAGCAGCAGCGAGCAGACCCAAGCCCCGGCAGUUCCUUGCCGGGCACAUCGUCGUCUGCUCCGGAGCCCCGCAGACCUUCUCUGGAGGAUGGUGCGACCUGAGGGGUGUGCGUGCGUGAGACUCUGAAGGGACGCUUUCUCGGAGUCGAGCCUCCGCAGGGGAGCCUCGUUUUGUACAAAACUCCUUUGUUGCCGCUGGGGGGAGGGGGGCGCCCUGUGCCGUGAAACAACGACCGCUAGAACUCGAGCAGCCGGACGGACGCCCAGAGUGGGGGACGGUAGACGUAGGAACAAGCUGUGCAGAGUUUGCUCUCGGACAUGUAAUGCAAGACCCAUUGUUUUAUGCGCCUGUUUUUCGUCUUGUUUCUCGGUAAAAAAAAUAAACAAAUUGUUGAUUUUCGGCUGCACACAGAAAA
Messenger RNA from Ixodes scapularis (black-legged tick), 8026 nucleotides. It is a transcript of the gene faf, whose product is annotated as probable ubiquitin carboxyl-terminal hydrolase FAF-X. The coding region runs from base 282 to 7712 and encodes 2476 amino acids. The record is from RefSeq and is a predicted model, not a curated record. The transcript has 48 exons. Gene Ontology annotation, molecular function: cysteine-type deubiquitinase activity; cysteine-type endopeptidase activity. Gene Ontology annotation, cellular component: nucleus; cytosol. Lineage: Eukaryota; Metazoa; Arthropoda; Arachnida; Ixodida; Ixodidae. Gene Ontology annotation, biological process: protein deubiquitination; cell migration.